This is a messenger RNA of Cydia splendana, 1953 nucleotides long. Its product is annotated as protein artichoke-like. Gene Ontology annotation, molecular function: protein binding. The record is from RefSeq and is a predicted model, not a curated record. The coding region runs from base 28 to 1953 and encodes 641 amino acids. The transcript has a single exon. NCBI's taxonomy places the organism in Eukaryota, Metazoa, Arthropoda, Insecta, Lepidoptera, Tortricidae.
UUUGCAAUAUCUGAGCACAUAGUAACAAUGACUUUAAACGACGGAAACAUCACUUUUAUUCCCAAUGAAUUGUAUAAUUUCCCUAAACUAUCGUCACUUGAUAUUUCUCAUAAUAAAAUAAACAGUGUUAAUUUGUUAUUAAGCCUGAAAAUGGAAAAGUUAAUAAUUUUCAAUGCAUCUUUCAACAUGAUUUCAGAAUUGGAAAAAGUGUCAUUUGAAAAUUAUAAAAUUGGCUCAAAUAUAACUGUCAUAGAUCUUAGUCAUAAUGCUAUCACAAUCAUACCUGACAAUUAUUUCAGUAAAUUUUCUAAUUUACUUCAUUUAAACAUGUCAUACAAUAAAAUUAACAGUUUUACCGUGCUAACGUUUGAAGGUUUGGCUCAAUUGGAAACGCUUUAUUUAUCCUACAACAAUAUAAAAAUAAUUGAUAUAAAUUUAGCUCGAUUUUCAAAUCUACAAGAGCUGACAUUAGAUAACAAUGAUUUGUCUUCUUUAGAAGAACACAAUUUCAAAAUGUUGACAAGUCUCAUAAAGUUAAAUUUAAACUUCAACAAUAUUUUCUUUAUCGAAGACUUUAGUUUUCGGAGAAUGAUAAAUCUUCUGAAUCUCCAAUUAAAUAGUAACAACUUAACAACGAUUUCUAAAUCAAUGUUUAUUGAUAAUGCGGCGCUUCAACAAGUAGAUCUAUCUAAUAAUCAAAUUCAUACAAUUGAUCCCUUUUCUUUCAGAGGAACAAACAUUACUCUGUGCAAUUUUAGAAAUAAUGCUUUAACAAUUUUGAGUGAGAGAUCUAUUUUUUGUGGCAUUAAGGUAAAAGAACUUGAUUUGAGUGUCAGCAAUAUUAGCUCACUUGGAGAAUACUUAUUUUUUGAGUUGCACUCCGAGCUACUGAAGCUUAAUUUAAGUUUUAAUUGUAUUACACAUGUGCAUGAAAAUUCGUUCCGAGAUUUAGCAUUGUUGGCUGAGUUAGACUUAUCUAACAACAAAUUGCUAGAUUUAGAUUUUAACUUGAGUGAUCUAAAAAGUUUGAAAUCUUUUAACGUCGAAAAUAAUCAAAUAAGUAAAAUAAUUAAGACCACGUUUCGAUGCCUGAAAUCUUUGUUGAAAGUGAAUUUUUCGAAAAACUCUAUAGAAGAGAUCGAAAUAUUUUCGUUUCGUGACCUCGAAGCAGUACAAGUAUUAGACUUAAGUAACAAUAAUCUUCCGGGAGUUGUAGCUCCCUACACAUUUCAAGGAUUGUCUCUUACCUUCGAACUACGACUCAUGCAUUCCAAGCUCACUUCCUUGCAAGACGCAGCAUUUUUUGGCAUGACAGCUCUUACCUUCUUAAACGCGUCUUAUGGCGAUGUUAAGGUUUUAGGAUAUGAUGUUUUCAAUGGCACUACUAUCUGGACUCUAGAUCUAUCUCAUAAUCUUUUAGAAAUGUUUAGAGUUAAUAAUAGUUACCUGAAACACGUGAUGGAAAUAUAUCUUAACUACAAUAAGAUUGAAAACAUAUCAAACGAAACUUUUCAUGGGCUAACCAAUUUAAAGAAAAUACAUUUAGAUAACAAUUGUAUUUUGCAAAUCAGUGUAGGUGCGUUCAGUAGUUUGCACAAAGUCUCAUCUUUACAUAUUUCGUCAAAUACAGAUAUGAUGUUAGAUGCAUCGGUGUUUUCAAAUAUGGCAUUGAGAGAUGUAAACCUCCAAAAUACCUGGAAACCAUUUAGUUUUAGUAAUGCUAUAAAUGUCUCAAUAGAAAUGUUAGAUUUGUCUUUGAGUAAUAUAAGUAAAGCUAAUUCCAUUUUGAUCUAUAAAAUUAAAAAUAUAGAAACGUUGUUGCUUACCUCGAAUCAUAUACGUUAUGUAGAUAGAUAUUCAUUUCGGAAUUUGAGUUCUUUGACUUUUCUAGACUUAAGUAAUAAUGCCUCAAGGGCCUAUUUUAGAUUUAAGCUAGUUAUUAAUUUCGUUUAG